CGGUUUUUUUUUUUCUUCCAAGUUGUGAGGGAGGCAGCCGCGGAAGGGCCACUCACUCACUCCUCACUCCUCACUUCAUCUUUUUUUGUGCACCUCCAGCUCGCCCCUUCCUCCUUCCUGUAUGGUGGAUAUUAUUUUCAGCUCUUCUUUCUUGGGUGAUAUGGGGGAUCAUUCCAAAAAGAAGCCAGGAUUCGCCAUGUGUGUGGGAUGCGGAAGCCAGAUCCACGACCAGUACAUCCUGAGAGUCUCCCCCGACCUGGAGUGGCACGCAGCCUGCCUCAAGUGUGCAGAGUGCAGCCAGUACCUGGACGAGAGCUGCACUUGCUUCGUGCGGGACGGCAAGACCUACUGCAAGAGAGACUACGUGAGGUUGUUCGGCAUCAAGUGCGCGAAGUGCAACCUGGGCUUCAGUAGCAGCGACCUGGUGAUGAGGGCCCGGGACAACGUUUACCACAUCGAGUGCUUCCGCUGCUCGGUGUGCAGCCGGCAGCUGCUGCCCGGCGACGAGUUCUCUCUGCGGGAAGACGAGCUCCUGUGCCGGGCCGACCACAGCCUGCUGCUGGACAGAGGCUCCGCCGGAAGCCCCGUCAGCCCCGGACACAACGUGCACUCCAACAGAGCCAUGCACCUGGCAGAGCCGGUGACGGUGCGGCAGGCCCCGCAUCGCAACCACGUCCACAAGCAGUCGGAAAAGACCACGCGGGUGCGCACGGUGCUCAACGAGAAGCAGCUGCACACGCUGCGGACGUGCUACAACGCCAACCCGCGGCCCGACGCGCUCAUGAAGGAGCAGCUGGUGGAGAUGACCGGCCUGAGCCCCAGAGUCAUCCGCGUGUGGUUCCAGAACAAGCGGUGCAAGGACAAGAAGAAGUCGCUGCUCAUCAAGCAGCUUCAGCAGCAGCACAGUGAUAAGACUGUAAGCAUCUUCAACCUGCAGGGCCUGACGGGAACGCCUCUGGUGGCCGGGAGUCCCAUCCGGCACGAGAGCGCCGUGCAGGGCAACCCGGUGGAGGUCCAGACCUACCAGCCGCCUUGGAAGGCCCUCAGCGAGUUUGCCCUGCAGAGUGACCUGGACCAGCCUGCCUUCCAACAACUGGUGUCUUUCUCUGAGUCCGGCUCUCUGGGCAACUCGUCGGGAAGUGACGUCACAUCGUUAUCCUCUCAGUUACCGGACACCCCCAACAGUAUGGUACCCAGCCCGGUGGAGACGUGAAACCCACGACCUCCGCCAAGACCCCCCCUGCAAAUAUUGCAGCAUGCCCCCCCCCCCGCUAUCCUCCUCCCGAUUCCCUCUUGCAUGUGAGAAGCUCAUCACAUCGCCCAUUAAAAAAAGGAUUUUUCUUCUUCUUUUUUUUUGAUUCCUAAUCGUGGAGAAGAUGGAUGGUGAACUGAUGUUGCAUGAAAAAAAGAAAGAUGUACAGAACGUUUCUAUGUGGAUAUACAAGCAAAACUCCAUGAUGAGACUUUAACAGGGAACAUAUAUGGAAACACUUCAUGGACUUCCUUCACAUUUCAUUGUGACCUUUUUGUGUCUUGUU
This is a messenger RNA of Phyllopteryx taeniolatus (common seadragon), 1538 nucleotides long. RefSeq names its product ISL LIM homeobox 2b (gene isl2b). The transcript is spliced from 6 exons. The record is from RefSeq and is a predicted model, not a curated record. The coding region runs from base 122 to 1213 and encodes 363 amino acids. Lineage: Eukaryota; Metazoa; Chordata; Actinopteri; Syngnathiformes; Syngnathidae. Gene Ontology annotation, molecular function: cis-regulatory region sequence-specific DNA binding; DNA-binding transcription factor activity, RNA polymerase II-specific. Gene Ontology annotation, cellular component: nucleus. Gene Ontology annotation, biological process: neuron fate specification; axonogenesis; positive regulation of transcription by RNA polymerase II.